AGUCCAGUCCUGUCUGAAAGCUCGGACUCCAGAACCUCCUCUGACAAGUUUCCUUGCCUUCCUGUGAGAAUAGGCAGCCGCUGUCACAGAGGAGCCGGGGGAGUUCAGGAGAUCAGAGGCAAAGCAGCAGCUCCCUCUCUUCUGGGAAACCAGAUGACCCUCUUCAAAGCGAUAAUGUAAACAGCUAGCAACUGGUGGAGCUGUGGGAGUCUGAAGUAAAACUGGGAGAAUUCUUCUGCAAGAUAAGUUUAAAAAGCGACCGACGCUGUAAGUUUCAUCUUUUUUUUUUUUUUUUACCUUUUUACCUUGCAGCUGACUUUUGCUGAGGCGUACAUAAAAGCAAAUUAGUCAUGUAAGAUGGUGCAAUUUUUUUGUGAUCUGUGGGCUUAGGAGCUCUGGGAGUUUAUUUAUAACACAAUGAAAAAGAUAAAUGGCACUUUGUGGCUUAGAAGAGAGACAGCCCUUACAGCACAAUUUCUAUUUCUCAUGAAAGGAUCUCCUUAAAAUAUCAAGACAAAAUCGACAUGCUUUUGGAAAAUAUUAUACUGCCAGAAGGUGUUAUUGCAUCUUAUUAUUGUGUUUUCUAGUAGCUCUUCAUUGCUAAGCUAGACAGUCUACAGCUGCACUCUCAGCUCCAGCUGCAAGAGCUAAAAACAGCUGCUUUCAAUUAAUGUUCCCCCUUAGAAACAUUACCCUGAGCAAGCAUUUGUUGACUUUAGAUGUGAGGCUGGGGAAGCACAGGAUUUCAUAAUAUGUGCGCCUGCUGAUGUGAGUUAUAGACAGCCAUAAAACUGAAAAAGCAGGUCUUGACCCGAACCUUUUUACCCAUGCUGUGAAUCGUUUCUGUUCCAGUGUAGAUUUUAAUUUGGUUUUCAAUGGGUGAAUUUAACGCUGUAAAAGUUUUUACAAUUUCAUCAGUUUCUCGCCUGAUGAACUUAAUAAUAAAUGGAAAUCUUUUACAACAGUAAGUUUGGAUAGUUUUCAGUCAGCUCUGCAUGUACGAGUUCUUACAUGGCAGUCAGCGGUUUACAGCAGUACUAAAUUAAAAAUCACCACCUCAUUUUACAAAAGUGUCGGUUACAACGUGACAACAUACAUGGGAUCGGUUAGCCAGACCGCCACCGCAGCCCUGAGUUAGAGAGAACCACAUACUAACCACUAGAUCUCCAACAUGGAGGCCAUCCAAAAACAACCACACUGAGGACUACAUUCAGCUACUCCACUUAGGUAAACAAAUUUCUUUCCACUCCACUGCAGUGUGUGUAAGCCAGUGUUGUGUGUGUGUGUGUCAAAGCCGUUCAACACCCAAAUGCUGCGAAGGCACUGAUCCAACUGUAACAAUGUAAAUUGUCCCAGGUUCAAAGUGUGCUCUGUUGUUGCCACCCACCCCGCUGUGGGAGGGUAACAGGACCAAAUUUAGCAAGUCGCUGAGUGAUAUAUUCUGUGUGAAGUUAUCAAAACAAUGGCAUUGUUUUGAAGCAGAAAUAAAAACUCUGUCGCUAGUUCUCUGCUCCUCUCUUCAACCUUUUCUCCAGCAGGUUGAUUUUGUAAGCCUUUGUGUGCAAAACUGGCUUCAUACAAAUGUGUGUUUUAAGAUACAGUACUCCUGGAAAACCACAGCAGGGAAGCUCUUGCUCCAUGUCAAGGAAAUGCAGCUACAUUCCUGCAGUUAUCUUUAACUCUGUUGAAAAUGACAGAAGUUACUACUUUUUCCUUUUCAGUGCGAGUUCAGAUACCUGGACUCGGUACUGAGAAUCCCUAAAAAUGUACAUACAAACAUGCAUAUCAGAAGUGAAUAAUACUAUAUUCCUACAUUGCUGCUAGCUCUUGUACUACUCGAGACCUUGUACUACCCGUCGAGAGAUGAAUGUUGUCGACUGCUUGCUUCUCUAGUUAUACCAACUUUAGUAACGACCGCACAAUAGCAAUACAGAGAGACACGCACUCAACCAAAAAGCCACUCUAUAGCCACAAAUAAUGCUCAGAACAGCACCUAACUUCAUCAACACAUACAUAUAGGCUCCUACCCACAGCACUAGCCACCAAACAUCUUUUUAACUUUGCUUGAUUUCUUUCGCAAAGAGACUAAACACAACUCACCAUCUCUCUUCCAGCAGCCGCUUGUUUGUACGAAGACCUCCGGGCAAGUUCAUCGACUGCAGCGGGGGGAUGCAGUUCAGGGAAGAACAUUUAGGAUCAUUACUUCAUGGUAAUGCAAUCAGACAGAGACGCUAAGGCAGAAGAACUACAGUCUGCAGUGCAAAAUAAUAGAUAUGGUGAUUAUUACUUCAAGGAAAUGAUAAAGUUAUCAUUUUGCACUGCAGACGCAGUAGUUCUUCUGCUUUAGCAUCUCUGUCUGAUUGCAUUUCCAUGAAGUAAUGAUCAUAAAUGUUCUUCCCUAAAGUGCAUUCCUCCGCUGCAGUUGUGAUGGACUCACCCGGAGGUCACCUUACAAAAAAGCGGCUGCUGGAAGAGAGAUGGUGAGUUGUGUUUAGUCUCUUUGCUAAAGAAAUUAGGCAAAGCUAAAAAGAUGUUUGGUGGCUAGUACUAUGACUAGGACCCUAUAUGUACUGUUGAUGAAGUUAGGUGCUGUUCUGAGCAUUAUUUGUGGUUAUAGAGUGGCUGUUUGGUUGAGUGCAUGGCUCUCUGUAUUGCUAUCAUCCGGUCGUUACUAAAGUUGGUUUAACCAGAGAAGCAAGUGGUUGGCAACAUUCAUCUCACGAUGGGGUUUCUAACUCGGUGUUACAGUGUGUUUGACCCUAAAUUAAUUUUAUGCCAGAAUAUGCCUUUAACUACAAUUCUCACCGACACUAAAUACUUUAUUUUUGGGAUAACAGGAGGCGAAACUGUUUCAUUCAAGAGCUGGAUAUUGAGGGCACUUAUAUAUGCCAAGACCAAUCAGAACUUUUGAUUUCUGUUUCUUUAGGCUGUAGAUGUCAUGUCACAACUUUUUUAUCAUCGUUUCUUUUUUACUUGUCUAUGUUGAUUAUCACACCAAACACAUGCAAUAUAAUAGGAAAUGUGCAGCUAAUGAUGUUUGUGGUCAUGGGUAUGUGCCUCAUAAUUGUUGAUUGUUUGUUUGUAAUGUUAUUUAUUUCUGUGGGGGAAGAAAUUGUGUCUCUACAGAGGGAAUAGUUUCAUAUUAAUUCAUUUAUGCAUGUCAUGAUCGCUGGAGAAUCACAGAGAUUACUCAAGAAAAGUCUGUGUAUACUUCGAAUGAGUUUCAAAUUUAGUCAAAAGGCUUUGUGAGUCAUAAUGACAUUCAGCUGUUUGAGGGCAGAUAAUGUGUGUUGGGACAGUGCUGGGACAAUUAGUGUUGAAAUUAUUCACAACUAUUAACAUUUUUUAAUUUUUGGACAGGGAAAAGGAAGGUUAAGUUGCAUUCAAAGCCAAAAGUUGAUGAUAGAAAAAAAAAAAACAAGAGUAUACUUUUCAUGAAUGCUUACAAGGGGACAGGCUGGCAAAACUCUAUAGGAGGUGGUGAUCAAUAUUUCAAAGACGUCUAGAGUUGAGGGAGAAACAAUUUUCAAUCCUGUAGGUCAUUAAUGCAGAAUAGCUUUGGCUAAUGAGGGGAUACAUUGGCCCUUUAACUUGUGCUCUGACACAGAAUAACAAUCAGUAAAAAAGAAAAUAACCAAAGUUGUACUUUCCUGCUGGAUAAAUUCUCUUUUUGUGUUUCCUUCAAGUGCCUAGCUUCUGUUUCUUAUAAAUCCGUUGUGCAGAUAACACCCUCUUGUUUGUAAAAGUGGACGCUAUCUGGCAAACGUACACUCUUCUCCAAUAAUUCAGCCUCAGACAAGAGACAGCACAAGUACCGGUUACCAUGGUAACAGUGUUGGUGAAGAAGAUGUGAGACAAAGUUGUUUUAUUUUUUACCCCAACUGAUGAAUCAUGAUCAAAUGUACAUCUGUUGCUCUGAAUGUUAGCUGUGAUUUCUGGUCCCAAUACAUCCUAAAGAUGAUUUUUGCCUGCGGAGUUUUCACUCUUUCUGCAUUAUCCCACAUAACAAAAAGAGAGUGAAAGCAGGUUGUAGCAGGUAUUAUUCUAGUUCUGCAGCAUGUGGGUGACAUCUGUGGUACCUAAGGGUACAGGCAGCUUGAAUAGAAAUCUCUGCAGGUUACAGAGAAACAGUAUCUGUCAAUUUAAUUUGAUGUAACUGGAUAGAUAUUUUAAUAGCCAGUGAACCAACACUUCAUCAGUGGAUGUCUGGUUUGGUCCAGUGACUGAACAACACCAUAAAAUAUUCAUAGGGGACAAUUAGUCAUGGAAAUAAUAAAAUGCUUAAAAGUUAGUCAGCCUGUUAGUCAUCCUGUUGUCUUUAUUUGUAUGAGCUGAAAAGAAGGGAAUUUAACUUAAAGUUUGAAAAACUAAAUUCUUCACUUUGAAAACAGUUUUAUAACAUUUUCUAGAGGUUAUAAGGAUGUUUUGUCAUGUUUGAGAAAUAACUCAACAGAAAUCACUGCAAUGUUACUGUGGUUGUUUAAGCUCAGUUUGGAGAAAAAAAUACUGAAUCUAUGAUGAUGGUGUCUAGACUUUCGGGGUUUGCUUUCAAUCGUGAGGGAUAGUAAAAAAAAUCCAUCAAACAGCAUUACAGGUGUGGAAGAAACCAUCACUUUUGGAACCAUGCUUGGAAUUUAAAGUUUAGUAGUCUGGCCCAAGGGUAGUUCAUUUCAUGUUUUAGUAUGAAUUUCAAAAGCCUCUAAGCUUUAGAGUUCUGAAGAGUAAUGAUAAAUCUUUGCAGUAUAUCCAAUGAUGGAGUUUAUUUUUGAUAUACAUUUAGUUCAGAGUCAUUUUAAGAUACAUCAUUAAUCUUUUAAGCAUUCUGCUUUCCACUGAUGAAUAGUCUUAGACUUUUAGAUUUACCAUUUAUAUGUAAUAUACACCCACCUUUGUGAUAAUGCAAUAAUUAAUAGUUGUCAGCCACAGAUUGAGACCUCAGUGACCUCUCCAGUACUUAGGAUAUAGAUUAUACCAUCAAUAUUUCAAAGAACAAACAGUCUACAGCUUAUUGUAGAAAGAUUUACAGAUAUGUAGAAUUACAGGACUGCAGUGGAGUCACAUCGUGGGUAAUGACAGACAAGGAUCUCUGGAGUAACACUCCCAUAGACUAUGAUUCUGAAUAUAGUAACUCAUGGUUUGCCUUGUUUGUACCAAUAUCCAAGAACCACUGAGUCCAUGUUGGACUUUCUUCAGGUGGCUGUAUGAAGUAACUUAAUGGUUUUUACGACAGUUCAGGUCUCCUUUGCAACCAAUCACAGCUUCAGUGUGUCAUUGUCGGACAAACCAUGACCAAACGAGCUUUGUGUGAGUGUUGCACAAUGUCUGCAACACAUGGUGAACAUUAUGACAUUGUUGCAGCUUGGUAUGGUUCAGGCCACAGAUCAAGCUGGCAAUGUUUAGGAAAAGACAAUGGCAUACACCGUACUCCUAGUGACUGCAAAAAUACAAGCAUAUGGGAAAAAAAACCUUGUAUAAAAAAACAUCCAUACAUGUGCUAAAAAAGGAGCAUUUCUGGACAAGAAUAUCUCGAUUUAUUGUGAGCAAACAUUAAAAAAGUGCUGACUACAGCACAGCUUAAAGUCAUCGACCAAUUUAUGUGUUUACAUCUUGAGAGAGUGUACCUGCACAGUUAAAGGAAAAAGCGGAGGAUUUCUAGACAGUCCAUAGACUCGUAAUGGUGGGAUUUUUGGAGAACUAGUCAGAUAAGUUAUCUAGCAGGCUUUCUUCUCGUCCUAAUAGAUCAUCAUGUUUCAUAAUGUCUUAUUCUUCUUUCAGCUAAGAUGGCACAUCUUUAGUUUCUACCAUAAUUUUCCAUUGGUUAAUCCUCCAGACUGUAAAUACUUAUCUUCAUUUAGAGUUUUUUCUUAGUGAGAAGACAAUGGUGUGCUUUUAUCCGUAGACAUCGAUACUCUCAGCAUCAAUCUGUAUGAAUGAAACGUGAACUAAUAACGCCUGACACUUGGUCAAUCCUUUCAAGAUAGAGUGCCCUUACUGAAAAGUUCAAAUAGUCAGCGAGAAUGCUGGGGCUAGUGGGUGGGAGGAUAUUGUGUAUGUGUGUGAGUGUUUGUGUGUGGUUUUGGUGGGAAAUUUGCCAGAAACGGGGAGGCAGGGUUUCAGGGUUUGAGGGGUCACACAGCUCCGCAGUGAGAAAGCUCUGCUUUUCAUUACAUCAACCCCAUAUGUCUACAUCUACGCUCCACCUCCCAGACUCCACUCUGUUUCCUGGAAUUGUUAUAUCAGUCAGUGAUCCGAUCCUUCUUUCUCCUGCUCCCAAAAUCAAGAUACUAAUGUGAGCUGUGUCUGAUUAAAGAUGUAAUAACUCUUUAGGCAGGCAGGAGCAGUCUGCUGAGCUAAUUCCACUGCUGCAUUCUCUCAGUUCAGCAUGUAUCUUAAUACUGCUGCAAAACUCUCUGGAGAGACUUAACAGCAAGGCAGAAAAGAGUUGAGAGGUGGCGGGAAAAUAGAGGAGGAAUCCCCGCACUGUUAGCAGGACAAAUCUGCACAGCUUUGUGUUUUCUUUUAUCUUGAUCUGAUUUCACGUAUACAACAAGAGAGUCAAUUUAAUCCACUCAAAGAGGAGCAGUGUGUGCUUCCUUAAACCACCUAGAGUAGGGCUCCAUUGAGUCAUGCUUUCAUCUCUGUAUUAUCAUUAGAUGAACUUGUACUCUGUCGUGUAAUCCAAACAAGUAAAACCAGCACAUUCAGACUUUGGUAACACUUUACAAUAAACAGAAUUUAUAAACGGUAAAUAGAUAGUUUAUUAAUGUUAAAUCAUCAUUUAAAAAACAGCAUAUAGACCGUAUCGACAGUAAGAAUCAUAGGCCUACUUAAUUUUAUGUUUACAAUAAUAUAUAUUGGAUCAUACAGAAGGCAUCACUGAUACAUGCAAAAAAUAAUAUAUAUUUAUAUAUAUUUUGAUUGCUCUUGGGGGCCCCCUACUGGUUGUGGGGCCCUAAGCAGAGGCUUAGUUCGCUUAUGCCUUGGGGCCGGCUCUGGGUUAGGGUUACGUUUUUAAAAGUGUAAAAUUUACAAUUUAUUAAUGGUAUGUAUGCUAUUUAUAAAUGAUGAUUAAACAUUAAUAAACUAUCUUCUUACCAUUUAUAAAUUGUCUUUUUACCAUUUAUAGGUUAUGGUUAUUGUAAAGUGUUACCAAAGCUUAAAGGAUGUGGGAUUCUGUUCUCUGUUACUAAAGGUUUGAGAAAAUUGUCUGUAAUCUUGAGAGAGCAUUUGUGUUUCACUCUUGCCUGUGUGCAGACAUCCUGUAUUUUGUAAACCUUCUUCAGUAGGUGGCACUCACUUUUUGAUGGCAGCACUUCUCCUGGCUUUGAAGUCCUCUGUUUGGAUAUAGCUGGGCCAUAUAGCUUUGAUGUAAAACAUCCACUGAGGAGCUGUGGGAACAUGGGACCCUCGGUUAUUUAUGGCACAGAGUGGCAGGAGUAAAUGACUCACAUAUACAGAGGUACAGGGAAGAAGAUCAAUCAAGAAAAAAUCACAGAAAUGGCUUCAAAGUCCUACGAGGAACUUUUGCAACACUUAAAAAGUUCCUUCUUGUGUAUCAGGAGUGUGGUACUGUUAAAAUGAGGGGUGCUACUUUACGAGCUCCCAAAAGGAGAGCCUAAAAAAAGCUGAGCAGAUCCUGAGUGGCCAUUCCUUUGUCCCGCUGCAUGCAUACGGCCUAGUGGGUGGAUGAGUGAAGUCACAUGGUCACUUUUCCUUUUUCCCACACAAACACACCCACAUCCUCCUCCAUGCUGCCUCUCUUCACUCUUCUUCAACUCACUACUUACUCGCAGCGGGCAGCCUGCUCCGUCUGGAUACUGUAGCAGCAUCAAGUUGCGCCCUGUGAGCUUUUUCUUUCCCUUACAAAAUGUUUUCAGAGCAGGAAUAACAUCCGCCUGGGUUUGCUUAUACUCUACGUUUCUGCAGGCUGUUUCGGGGAAAAGUCGACAGCUAAUCGUCUGGGGGGAGUUAGUUGACGAACUGGACACUUUGUUUCAGGUAAAUUUCAACUUGCAGUAACAGUAUUGUUUUUCUUCCCGUGGGAUUGUGUGUUUGCUUUGUGUUAGUUUGGAGGAGUUGGAGUGUGUAGCUUCGAUGUGCCUCCUUCUGCCUUUCUCUGCGUGGUAAUAAUGGUUUCAAGUUGUAAUUCGAUGCCAUUUUUUUCAAGCAGUUCUCUAGAUAACAGGCUGGAUAUAAAAUGGAGGUAAAAGCGUAAUCUUAGUUUGGUUGAAUCAGAGAAUUUCAUUUCCCGGUUAAAUGUUUAGUAGACCCAGUACUGUGUCCUGUUGUUCCCCACCACCCCCACGUUCAGGUAACACGGCCGUUCAAAGGUGCGAGCUCCUAUUCAAAUGAGCUCAUUUGCAUGUGGAUAACCUUUGUUUACUGUUGACAAAGUUUUGUGGCUUCCGGCUGUUGUCACACUUUAUUAGUCUGUCUCCAAUUCAGUGUGGAAAAGAAAGACAGAGUGAACUCUAAAUACUCCCCAAGUGACAGAAAAUGCCAUUAAAAUGAGAGAUGUUGGGAUUGUGAACUCAGAGUAUAUUUAUUGUUAAUAAAUUGUAUUUACUUAUAUUAGGGCUGGGCGAUAAACUGAUAUAUAUCGACAAUUAAUCUCCCUCAAUGUCAAUAUAAAACAUGGUCAAUAUCCUAUUUGGUAACUGGCAUUCUGCCAUGUUUUGGUCAUAGUCUUUGUCUAUGGUUUUGCUAGACUAUAAGAAUAGCCAAUGAAAAGGGGAGUUGCUCUGGCUUCGCUUCAAACCAAUCAUGAGCUGAAUUAGAACCAAGUGGCAAACAACUGCAUAUUAGCAGACUACAUGCAACCAUAGCAUGUGAAGCCGACAGCACUGUAGGUGAGAAAGAAAGAAAAUUAGUGCUACCCCCAGCAGACAGGCAGGUGAAGGCUCAACAGAUGAUGACAUCGUCGACAACGCUGGUAUGAAAACGUCGGUUGGGUAGAGGUAUUUUGUUUUUUUAAAGUCAGACAUGAAGCACAGCAAUGUGCACUGUAAAUUAUGUUGAGUACAUGUUCUCGCAAAGUCGGGGAAUACCUCAAAUCUUUUUCACCACCUGAAGAAGUGCCACGCACCGGAGCACGCAAAAUGCAAAAGGUUACAAACCCCGAGCAGAGCAAGGAGCCCAUGGCGCCUGUGCAGCCGAAACAGCCGACCAUUCAGUCCGCUUUCUCUAGCGCAACACCUUCAGACAAAACGCUGAAGAUACACAAAGACCUCACAGAUGCAGUAGCUUAUUGUAUUGUAAAAGACAUGCUACAAAUAAGCACUGUUAAAUUUCAUUUUUUAUAUUGUGAUAUCGACUGAUAUGCAAAAAAUGUAUUAGGAUCAUUUUUUCCCAUAUCACCCAGCCCUAACUUAUAUAGAAAUGUCUCCAUUAUGAUGGCAGUAGCUGUGACUAACUCAGCCUUUUUGCACACAACACUGUAUUUACAAUGCAGCAUCAAUCAUAUAACAAUGUUCUCCUCACUCCAUCCCCCUAAUUACAUGAGUCACCAUUGCACCCCAGCACUGUCUUUUCUGUUAAAACAACACCCGUUGCCUUGACAGCCUGAAUUCAAAAUGAGCCUUGAUGUUUUAUCCUCUCUUUACAGAUUCCACAGGGUGUGUGGGAGGCUGUGCAGUGACAACAUGAGUCUGGUGGACGUGAGACAGACAGUAGGGUCUCUAACCCUGUCCCUGUCCAGCAACGACUCCAAAGAGCGCUACUUUGACCGCGUGGACGAGAGUGACCCGGAGUAUCUCCGUAGUAGGAACAUGUCGCCUGACCUGAGGCAGGACUUCAACAUGAUGGAGCAGAAGAAGAGGGUCACCCAGAUCCUGCAGAGUCCGGUAGGUUGCCCGCAGCUCUGCAUAAGUACACUCCUACACGCAAGCUUUCAGAGUGUAUGAGUAAUAAAAAGAACCACAGAGGAAUACUUUACCUCCACUCAAGACUGACUGAAAUGCAUGUUUUAUUCUUGUUUACAUGUAGGAGGUCAUUCCAUGCACACUACUUUACUCAAGAUAUAGGGUUUUCUAUAUGAGCUUAUCUUCUACUUUUUCACUUGUGAAGAGUUUUCUGUUUGUAGCUGAAACUAUAUUGAAAUUUACUAGAAACACUGAUAAACACCUCUAAGUAUGUUUUGUAUGUAGCAGUUUUCUCCUCUUAGUGGCCUCAACAGCAUUAUCACAGUCAAAAUCUUCUAUGAGGAGUUUUUGCUGGUUUCAAAACAGACUGAGAUGAAUAUUGAUGCUUCCAAAUUAUCCACAAAAGCAAACAAGACCAUCAGGAAGUCGAUAGACCACUUCUGUAAACUUCUUUUCGUGACUUUAGACGCUGGCACUGAGUCGGCGUCCAACAAAAUGAUUAGAGGCACACUGCUAAAAUGGAAUCUGUUCACAUUUCCUAACUGCAACAGAAAAUGUUAUGUUUAGACUGUUGAAACUAAGAAAGAGAAAGUUGAAGAGAUUAUUUUCUGAGGUACUAGUGGACAAAUGAACAAUUUAUAAAUGAUCACAAAUAUACUAACCAAGGUAAAAACACUGGAAGGUAUCCUAUCUCUUCUGUGUAGAAAUGUAGAAUCUGCACUCAGUAGUAUCUGGGUUUUGUCUGUUACAAGUUUGUAGUCUAAGUAGUAUCGACCUGUUGCAUAUCAGCAGGCAUUGGCGUUUGCAGGAAAAACAGCCUACACGAAAAGGCAAUCCAAUCAGCUGUAAUGAUACCCCUCCAGCGGUAAUCUGGCAUUGAUGUAUUCAUCCCUAUAAACAUAAGUCUUAAAAGUGAAUUUUGCAGCUAAUAGAUCAAAAACCUCAACUUGGGUGGCAAAUCUGGUUGAUGCUGUGUCGUGAAAGAAAAAGCAGCAUUAAGAUUUCCUGACUUGCUGAAAUCCAUCAGGGAAAAUCCAUCUAAAACACUGUUAUUUACUUGUUUUAAUAUAUUUGUGCUUUUAGCUUUAUUUGAUGGGACAGCUCAAGACAGAGAAAGGAAAAUAUUGAAGAGUGAUAGGGACCGGUUUGGGUCUGAACCUGAAACCAGUUCAACAAAAACAGCAGCCUUUGUACAUGGGGUUAAAGAUUAAAAAGUGAUUUUAAUACUUUAGUGUUAGGCACUCUCUGCUUCUUCUGGCAUUGAUAAUUGUUGUUCCCUGUUAUUGGCAUGACUUCAUAGUGAUAAUAUUGUCAAAACAUCAAAUAAUUGUAUUACAAUGAAAGCAAUAGUCUACAAGUUUUUAAUGCUAUAAUCAGAUUAUGUGUGUCUUGCACAAUAAUACCACAUUUUUGCUAAGGGAACUUGCAUUGCAUGUUUCCCAGAUAUUCCAUACCCUUGGGGAUAACACAUAAGAAGUAUAUUAGGUGGUUAGUAUCAUUCCUGUAUGAUAUAAACCAAAUGGAUGAUAAACAGGGCAGCGCGGUCUGGUAUAAUGAGAAGUAUAAGGUGGUGCGAUAAACACAUAAUGCCAAUGGAGAGCAUGGAAAUAAGUCGAGCCCACACUCAUCUGUGAUUGCAUAACAGGCCAAACAAGUGGAGCUCAUAGCAUCACCAUGGGAACGGUGGUCGGAUGAAGCAGAAUGCUGGAGCUUAGCUUCAGCACACAGAAAAAGUGCUGUUUCAAGAUUCACAGGCUGCCCUUGAAGGCAAAAAUUGAUAGUCAGGUUUAAUGCAAACCCCCUGCCUCUCGUGAACCCCCCUUCCCACAGGCGUACAAAGAAGUUUUAAGAGGUCUUUUGUGAUCUGUGUACAGUCCCAAUAAGAAAAAGCGUACUGACUGUGCUCCCUGAGACUUCCAGAGUAUGUGCUGGAAUGAGGUAAAGAUUAGGUUGGGUAUAAAAGAGUUGCUCGGUUAAUGAGGUUUAAUGAUGGUGUUUGUAUUCCCUCUGCUUGUCCUUACUUAGUUCUCAUUCCACAGUACCCUUUUUAAAGAGGAUUGUUUUUGUCUGCAGGUGUUUAAAGAUGAGCUGGAAGGACUGAUUCAGGAUCAGCUGACAAAGGGCAACACUCCCACAGGUCUCUUGGCUCUGAGACAGAUCGCUGACCUGGUCAUGGCCAGCACUGUGGGUGGGGCAGGACCCUUGACAUCUCCUAUCAGUGAGUGUCUGUGUGCUUCAUUGUUAUUGUGUGUGAAUGUUUCUAUCUAUCUGGUUUUCAGACCUGAUGGUCGUUCAGUGUGUAUCCCCUCCCAUUACAGGCUGAAUAUCUUCAUUGUCACAGGCUGAUUUCUCAGACUCUUGUGACAGUGGACGACCAUGAAACUGCUGUUGACAGCAGUCUUUAUCAACAGUGUUUCGAUUAAGCAGCCCCCAUGAUCAGUCCUGGUAAUGAAUCGGAGCAGUUUGUAAUACUAAUUAUGUUAGCGUAAUCGCUUUGCCUCGUGUUUCUGGGAAGGUCAUGGAGCAUCCUUGAACCGAAAAGAUUCAAUUUUUAGAAGUUUGACCGUGAAAACCGCUUAAACGAAAUGGCUCCAGAGUUGCAGGGGGAGACUUGUUCUUUUACAAAGCUUAAGUGGCCUUAAAAGAUGGGGUCUUGUGUUUUUGAAUGCCCUUAUAUGGUGACAGCCAAAAAUACCCCUCGGUUUCUUCAUGGGAAUUUGAAGAAACCUUUUUAAACUCCAGCUGUGGAGAUUCAAAUCCCCGAGGACAAUUUUGAUGUUGUUGCUGCAUUACAAGCUACUGAUGAUGUUAUGUCUUGUGACAGGCAUUGGGAUGGUUACUCCAGUCAACGACUUGUAUGGCAUCGAGUCGCCUUCCUUCGCAAAAGGAGAGAAACAGAGUCGCUGCAAGCUGGCCAGCCUCUACAGGCUUGUUGACCUCUUCAGCUGGGCUCGUUUUACAAGCUCCUACAUUACUGUGAGUACAACUUCACCAUCUCGCUCCAGUGCACAUCUGCUUAUGUAUGCCGCCCAAGGUUUGUGUAUCCUUGUGUUCCCAUGGAUGGCUUAAAGGGGAGUACUGCUUCAUUUUCAGAGGCUGUUUAUAUUAUUUAUGGCAUUGGAAAGUAAGAUUUGUGAAUAUGAACAACUCCCCAACAGCAGGCAUCCACACUGAAGUAUGUGAUGAACACCUGCGAUGUCAAGAUGUAAAACCGAGAUUUUCCCCAAAGACAAAGUAUAAAAAGUUGGUUUUAUCAACCUUCACACUGAUUCUGGAGUUUUUUUUUUUCGAAUGAAGACAUCUCUCCUCUGUGGUUUAAAGUUUUCUCUACCCUUGGAACUUGUGAAAAUGAGUCUCCUUGCUCUGAGUGGCUGCUAACCCAGCUGAAAGAACUUUUGUGGGAGUGGAAAGAUUUGCUCUCCUGUGGAGUCAAUGCCUUUAAACAGACUUUUUGACCCUGACAAGUAUAUACUUAUGGGAAAUCACUCCUGCAAGGGCAUCAUUAGGGUCAGAGAUGCUGGUUCAUCUCAAACCUAGGAUCUGCUGUAAGAGCUCAAACACGCAACAAAUUAUCUGAAUGAUUGCAUAAUGUUAUGUUUAUUGUGUCCAGGUGCGAGUCAAUAAAGAGCAGGAUCAUGUUCUCAUUGGACCGCGAGGUCUCUCUUUUGCUGAAGUGACUGCAGCAAACUUGGUAAGAACUAUAUUUGUGUGUGUUUGCUUUCUUGAAUCGUGAGCAUUGACGACAUUUUGAUUACAUCUCGUUGCAGAAAAACGCAUUACCCUCUAUGUAUGAUAACAACAGUGCUGCCACUCACACCUGACGUCUUGCAUUCUGUACAAAUCAUUGCUGAUAUGAUUUAGACUAACUUAAAUUCACAUGAAAAAUCCCCGGUAACAAAUGUUAUGUUGAUCUAAAACAGAAGUGUGUGUGGAUCAGUGACAAUUCAGGUCUGUGUUCUUCAGCAUUUUAUACAGGAUCCUGGGUUUCUCUGUUGGCAGUAUUAGAACAAGUUUAUCAUAAAUACACUGCACAUAUACCUCAAGCAAAUAUUUGACUGGCUAUUGCCUUUAAGCAAACUAUAUCAUCUUAUAUCCUACAGCUAUGUCUUGUGUAAAAUUUAAUCCCUUUUUAGCCUCAAAUAUACUCAGUGGAAUUUUCAACUUUUAGUACCUAUCUUAUGUGCAGCAUGUUUUCCAUGUGUGUAUUUCAGAUUUAUUGUCAUGACAUGCAUGUGUAAUAAGAGUUAUAUCCACACACACACGGGCAUGUUUAUGACAGAAUACAGAUUUCACAGCUAAAAGAAACAGCAGUAGUGAGCUGGUGAAACAAACAAUGCAACUUUUAAAAGUAUCUAUAAAACAACCAGUUGUGAAAAUGUUUCGCAGGGUUUCACUUUGUGUAUCCCUGAGGCCUUUUACCUCUAAGGCAAACACACUGUUUGAAUUUUGCAAGGAAUUAAGUUAAGUAAACAAGACAUUGUUUAUGCAUAAUAAAAGUUAAAGGAUCUCACAAUGGUAUAAUCCUAAAAGUUCAUAAUUUGCUCAUUCCUGUUCUCUGUUCUAUGUAGGUAAAAGUAAACAUUGUUGGUGAGGUGGUGGACCAGGGAUCUACUGAUCUGGGUAUCGACCACUUUGGAUUUGCUUCUCAUGCUGCCAUUUACUCAAUGCGUCCCGAUGUGAGAUGCAUCAUCCACAUACACACCCCUGCGACAGCUGCUGUAAGUACACUCUGGACCGAUGUGAAAUGAGCCGUAUCUAAAUCAAAAGAUAAAGGCUGCUGCUAAACUCUCAUUCACAUCAGAGGGAAAGAGGAGAAUUAAAAGCGGCCCCCCCCUGCAAGCCUCGUUAAUUUUGAUGCAGACACUCUGUGAUGGACUGUACCAUUUCCUUUGAAGCCAAGCUGUAAAAUGCACAGCAUGUGAUGAAUGUUGCUGUGUUAACUUUUAUUGGUGCCCGACAGCAGAAAUGUGCCUUUUUUUUUUUAGAUGUUGAUGUGUCAAAGUCUUACUUGUUUCCAUCCCAUGUUAACAGGUGUCCUCCAUGAAAUGUGGAAUCCUGCCCAUUUCCCAGGAGGCUUUGCUUCUGGGAGAUGUGAGCAGCUUUGGUUACCAUGGCAGCCUGGAUAAUAAAGAGGAGAAGGUGGAGUUUCAGAAAGCUCUGGGCCCUACUGCCAAGGUACUGUCAAACCGAGGGACUCCAUUAAUGAUAGGCUCACUUUCUCAAGGGAUAGAGUGGUUAGAAAAAAGCGGUUAGAAAGACGGAACUUUGUUAUGAUGAUAUGAACAACAAGCAACCAACAUGGGAUUAUUCCUGCAUGUUGAGUUCAGUUGAAUAAGUUUUAAACCAGCAAUAAUAAACAGAAGUGAGUUAUGUCGAACUUUGGUCAUUGCUCUUAUCCUAUCCAGUCUAAAGCUACAUAAUAACUUAGAAUUAAACUGUCUUACUGCAACCACUGACAUGUAUAUAGAUAACAAAUUACGAGAGAUCCUUGUGUGAAGCCAAAAGGGAAGUUCUAUAAAAACUGCAAAAACUCAGUGUCCACUUGAGGCUGACCUCCCUCGACUCCAACAUCGCUGCCUCUUGCAGAAACACUAGGUCAACCCAAACAUAGGUCGAGCCAUCAUUUCAAGUACGAGCACACUGCUGUCGUCGGGCUUCAAAACUCCACUUCAGAAAGGAAAGCAUGAUGUCACUGAGACUGUACAUGUUUUAUAGAGUCUAUUAAUACAACAUCUAGCCGCUUCUGUGCCAAGCUCAGCUGAGUAUAGGUUUUCUUGUUAUUGGACAAAAAUAACAUCGUCACUCAUCUUCUCAUCCUCCACCAGAAGGAAAUGAGAUUAUUACAUUGGAAGUUUGAAAAAAAAAUUCCAUCUGCUGCCCAAAAUAAUUUUGUAAAAAUUGGCACCCAACGCUGCCAACACUCUGAAUGUAACUCAUAAUUCCCAUAUUUUCAGUUAGUGAGACAGUCCUGUUUUUAAAUUCAGUAAUUAUAUAGAGAAAGUGAUCUGAAUUGCAUAUAUCAUAGUACAUUUUACUCCAUGGUAGAUUUUUGCUUAAUGAUGCAGAUGUGGUAUUGUCAUCUAAAUUGUCCAGAGACAGACUGAUUAACAGACAGUGUUUUGUGAUAACCCCCUGCAUCACAUCUGCAUGGGCCCUUAAUAGGCAGAUAUCACAAAGAUCUUUUAAACACCCGUUAUUCUAAUCCCCAAUGACAGAAUAUCAAAUGAAAUACAGUCACCAGCUGGUGGUAAGUGUAAAUUUGGUAAUGAUAUAUGGAAAAAAACCCAGGCUUGAGGCAGGUGGUCUCUCUAAACUUGUUUCAAAGCAGGUUGAAAUCAGGCUGUAAAUACUUCAAAAGAUGACUUUCUGUUUUUUCAUUAGGAAAAUGUUGAUAUGUAGUAUUUCAAUUAUUAUGCAAUUUAAUGUAACUUGUGGGAACUUUCUGCUGCAAUUCUUGGCCAAAACAGAUUUUUUCUCUCAAUUAUUCUUUCCUGGUUUGAUCAAAUUGAAUAAAUUACAGUUGGUACCAGCUAUGCUCUGCAACAUAAAGUAUAUCCCAAUGUAUUACCCUUAUUAACCAGUUCUUUAAAAAUUAAUCUAUAUGUUACUGCCUAAGGUAUUCACAUAUAUUACAUUUUAAUGUGCUUGGAAUAAUUGACGUUAUUAUUGUAUAUAUAUAUAUAUAUAUAUUUAUUUAUUUUUAUUAUUUUAACCACUGUAUUUAAUUAUCUAACUCCAUCUGACUCAAGCUCAGCACUUUUUUUCUGUGCAAAAAUGAAAAUAAAAUGUUGAGAUGAUAUCAGUAUUAUUAUAUUUUAGCUAUCUAUAUCAACCAACCCCCCUUUCUCAUUAUUUGAAUUUGAAACUGCCAUAAAAAAAACAUAAUUGGUCGACUAUUAGCACUGUCUGUUAUGUGUUGAUAAAGGGAUAUUCACUAUUCAAAUGCACACUUUAAUUCAUGCAAAUUUGCAUGUCUUUGUAUCCUAAUGUAUAGACGAAGCUGAAUGUGUAUUAUAGUGUUAAUGGUGGGUAAGUGAAUUAUUCCUUGUUUUUUUUUUCAGGUGAUGAUUCUUAGAAACCACGGGCUGCUGGCGCUGGGAGAAACAGUCGAAGAGGCUUUUCACUAUGUUUACCACUCACAGCAAGCGUGUGAAAUACAGGUAAAAAGCUUGAUCUCUGGUCUUCAAACUAUAAUGUCAUAGUCAAACAUAAUUAUACCAUUCAUCUCUGAGCUUUUUGAAAACUUGGAUUCGGCCUUGAGUUACUUUGCUGACUGCAUGUGUUGAAAUUAUUUCAUGGUUUUUAUCGUUUCACCUGUCAAAAUGUUUUCACUCCUUCUGUAAAGGAGCCAGCCACUUGGUUGGGAAUAACAAAAUAUUACAGCAGUGCCUGAAAUAGGAGAAAAGCUGGUGUGGAACGUACAGUAUGUUUGAACAAAGCUUAGUCAAAUAUGUGCUGGAGAGCAUAGCUCACAGUUAGAGCCAGGUGGAACCCUGCAGUGUUCCUGAGACACCUGUUGUUUUGUGUUUGAGAGGCUGUUGUUGUUUUUUUAUACACUAUAUUCCUGCUGCGUCUGGAUUUGUUUUCUGGUUAUUUUUGCUUCAUAUUUACCUCUUGGUUGACAAAUAAAAAAAAAGAUUGAAAUGAAAAGUCUGCACUUGAAAGAGAAAUCAUGUAUCCUCAUCUGUGAAGGUCUGUCCUGAAAUGCAGAACUGUAAUGAAAUAAGGAAAAUAUUCGGUGACAGAAUAUUACUCUGACUUCUAUGUCCAACAGUCAACAUCCCAAAUCAAACAAAAUGAUUCUUCUUAUCACACGUCUUUGUUUAGGUGAAUGCUUUGAGCUGUUCAGCAGACCUGGACAGCUUUGUGCUUCUUGAUAAGGAGAAGUUCAAACUGCGGACUCAGGGAGCGGCCACUUCCGGGGUGGUGAUAGACAAUGAGGUCAAGUGGAAAGUAGGGGAGGCCGAGUUCGAGUCCCUAAUGAGGAUGCUGGACAACCUGGUGAGUGAACCCUGACCUUUUGCUUUUACCCAUGAUGCUCUGAGUUUCCUGUCUCUGGCCCUUCCUCGGGAAGUGUCUGAUAAGAGAAUACAAUGAAAGUAGAUUUGAUUUUGUUCAUCUGAUCUAUGUCAUUGAAUCAUAUCUUUGUGCCUUGGCUGUCACUGUGAGAACAUUUUUCAGUAGGACAAUCAUGUAAAUGUUUGCAUGUGAUCAGUUUUUUUUUUUUUUAUUCCACCUGCGGGUAAUGUGCUGUCUGCUGGUCGAGUUUAAACCCUGAAUAUACUGAAGUUGUAUUGUGUAGCACACUACCUCUGCCAGCAGAAACCCCACCAUUCUAACCACACUGCUAAUGACCAGGCCCUGACAUGUUCUGUGGAAACACAAGAUGUCAGACUGUGUCUAUUUGAGUGCGCUUCAUGCUAACAAGUGUGGCUGGAGUGGGCUGCAGCUGCGUUAGCUGUGUGUGAUCAUAGCCCGCCCACCCUCUCAAUCAUAGCUUCCAGAUGGUGCGACAUGCUGUGGGCAGUUACAGCCGCACAGACCACACUGAGCGGAAGGAGUCUGCUGCACUCAAUUUGAAAAUUGGAUUUGGCCUUUUCUCAGACUUGGUGCUGAGUGCAAAUACCAGUACACUCACUGCAACAGGAGGCGUGUUAGUCCAUGACAGAGGGUGGAGUUUUCAGGUCGUGAGAUCAAAAUCUCAUCCAAAAAUCAUCCCAAAGUGAAAUCUUAGAGCAGAGGAGAGAUUAAGGUGCAAAAUGUUCGGAUAUCGGUCCGAUAUCAGAAAAAAAAAAAAAAGAAUAUCAGAUUAUAUCGGCCUGCAUCCAAAAUCUCCAUUAUCAGCACUCUGAUACAAGCAGUCCAUUUCAGACGCAGCUCUAGCACCUCUAGCAGCACCCUGAUCCAGCAUGCACAGGCCAUGUGAUCACAACAACAGUUUGUACUAAGGUACAAACAAAGUAGCAAGGAGUAGGAGUGAUAUCUGCCGUGUGGCAGUAUUUUUCAUUAAACUCCAAAAAAGACGUUGCAGCUGAGUGCAAAACUUGUCAUGCACAAGUUAGUGCCAAUAUCGGAUCAAUACUGGUAUCGGCCAGUACUGAAGGGUACAAAAAAAGUUUGUAAAAAGUAAAAAAGUUGUAUCGGGACACCCCUAACAACAGUAUUAAAAUAUUUCUCAUUCAAAAACAUUAAAUGGAUAAAGAGAUGAAAUGCCGGUGCUUAAAUGUAUUUAAAUGCUACAACUGGUGCAGGUCCAAACUAAAUGAUUAGAGAAGCUUGUGCAUGUUUAACUAGUCAUGUUUUCCUUAUCUAGUCUACCUGGAAAAUGGUUUAAGAUACUAAUUGAUUCCUCAAUUCCUGAAUAGUGUACAAGUUGAUCAGGCCUAUACUCAAAAAGUACAAAAUAUCGCAUAACACUCUUCAAUGUGAGAACUUUCUAAAGGGAAGAUCCCAGUGGAAAUAACAAGGACUUGCUCACACUGCAGGAAUCAAAGCCCAACAGAGAGAGUUUUUUCAGAGGAAAACUUGUCAUAUAGCCUGCAAGGAAAUGCCAGUUUUGAUUUUCCUUUUUUGCUGUCGUACUGUGGGCUUCAGACUGCACUCUGCUCAUGCUGCAAGUUCCCAUCAGUUUUCUGUGAUGUAUUGUUAACAACAGAGUCUUUUAAGUCAGUGUUUUAUGUCUUCCCUCUAAAACUGGGCACAUCUGCAAAAAGGCUGUUUGUAUAUACAGCAGUGGUUAAAUAUUUAGAAGCAUUGUGUCAGUGAAUCUUGGGUGGCCCUGCGAAUGUUGAAGCAUUUAUGCUUGAUGUUCCUUAUUUAGAGGACUUAAAGAGAAAACUGACCUCUUGCAAAAGAAAACUGUUUAGCGAGUUGGAAUAAUGUUUCUCCUCCUUGUGACCUUCCAGGGAUACAGAACAGGUCACUCAUACAGGAACCCCAUUGUCCGGGAAAAGCCCCGUUCAAAGAACGACGUGGAGAUCCCUGCAACAGUGUCUGCAGUGUCAAUAGAGGACUGUGAACUCGGCCUGCGCAGCCCCUUCAAGUUUAUGGCCCAGAAACAGCAGAGAGAAAGGACCCGAUGGCUCAAUUCACCCAACAGCUAUUUGAGAGUCAAUGUUCCUGAACAGUCACUGAGUGGGGAUGUCAGUCCCAGGACCAAGACCAUGGUACAACCAUUUUCAUAUCAAACUACUGCAACAAGACAUGCAACUUUUUCAUCCUGACUGUUAUGGUUUGUGUAGGUACCUGUAAUAUUUAGAGCUCAUGUUGCUCUUUAUAAGCCUGCCCUCUUGUGGUCGGUUUGAAAAAGGCAUUUUUUUUUUUUAAUCUACCAGUUUUUACUCAUGAAUUUGUUUUCUUUAAUUUUUUGUUUAGUGGAUGAAGUCCUCGGAGCCAGGCAACAGCACCGGCACACCUAUUAAGAUUGAAGAUCCCAACCAGUUUGUCCCUCUGAACACUAAUCCUUCAGAGGUUUUGAACAAGAGGAACCGGGUCAGUGAAAACAUCUUAACAAUAUCCUGUUUGUGCACAAAAAACUGACUCUUACCGCCUGUACAGAAAGGAGAUAAAAGCUGGUAUUGGAAAAUGAAGGACAAAACUCUGAAAUUAAAACUGAUUUUAAAAAAACAGAAUAACAUGUAAACUGUACUUUUCAACAUAUACAAUCUCUAUGACAUUUAAUCUUGCCUAAAGCUGAUGGAUUGAUCUCACUCAGUAUGUGUGAAAUUAUGUCUGAUCAGCAGCUUUAUCAUGCUUUGAAAAUAUCACGUGUAAAACGAGGAUUCAAGGUUCAGAGUUAAUAUGAUUUUGUUUGAUCCUUUGUCCAGAUAAAAGAACAGCACAGAGGCGAGCAGAUGACCCCAGGACCAAAAUCACAGUUACUAUCAGGAAUCGUUGUGGACACCAUACCAGGACCGGUGAGUGCUAGGACACCUUUAGUAAACAGCCAAUCACACCUUAUAAUUUUAAAUAUGUCACUAUUUAUACACAAUGCCUUUUUUAUCCCAAUGUUACAUUUUAAAAAACACUGCUACAGGUUUAAAAUUAGUGGAAUAAUCUCUUAGAGACAUCUCACAUAAAGGAUCAUUCACUUAUCUACCAUUAUUUCCUGUAGAAUGUGUGCAUUAAUGUACGUGUCUUUCUUUCAAUAAGGCUUUCAUCGACGAAGAUGAGGAGUAUACUCGCUCUCUUCCCCCCAACCCUUUCAACGAUCUGACAGAUAAGGAGCUGGAGGAGUACAAGAACACUGUAGAAAAGAAGCAACAAGGCCAAGAAGGUAGUCUAUCUUUAAUGCAUCGUGUUCUGGAGUAAUUUAUCUGAUCCCUAAAGCAUGGUACAGCCCAACACUGAACCAUCUUUUUUGAUAUGGGCAGAACCUGGAACUGGUACUUUUUCAAUGUUAUCUGAGCAAGAGUUGAAUACAAAAUCUUGCCUUAGUUUAAUCUGUCUUAGAUGUCAUUCUCUGUGGAAUGUCGAAUUAAUACUUUGCUGCCAGUAAGGUCAUGAUGAAAAUAAAGUUAAAGAUGCAAUGUUAAUCUCACGGUCAAGCAGCAAUUUUAGAAUAUCAAGGAAAGGGGAAAAGACAUCAUUAAAAAUAGAGUCUUCGACCCAGUGAUGCUCAUUUGUUAAGAAUUAUCAAUUCAAAUUAACUUGUUUGGUUUUUAAAUGAAGAAAAAAAGCAUCUCAGAUAUAACAGCAUGAAUUAGAACCACAGCAAUUUGCUGAUAAUUACUCGGGUAGAUGCUCAUGUUGUGGUUUUAUAUUUCCAAAAGUUUGCUGUACUAAUUCCCUUCAUUUAAAAACAUUGUCAUCAGGCGGUAAAUCAGAGCGCUGGGUUCUUGCCCAGAGGAAACACUGUUACUACUUUCAGUGAAAUAAGGAUUCGCUAAAACUAACGCCAGCAGCAUAAAAAUGUCAGUUCAUGGUUUCACUCUCCCUCUGUGUUGUGAUGUCAGUUCACAGGGAUGGUGAGAGAUGAGCCGCAAAGACAUCAGUGUUGUCAACCUACUCAUGUCUGUUAUGACUGUAGGCAAGGACAAAAAGUGCGUGUAGGAGGGAAACAUCUCUGCUGCUGCUGCGUAUGAGAGUAGCACCUUUGUUUGCCACUGUCACAACACUGUGUCCAUGACAAGCCUGCUCCAUUGGUGUUGGUUUUUUAAAUGCCAUGCUCGUUUCUUGGGCUCAGUAAGGGCAAAGGUGGUUGGUUGUUUGAUAGGUCCAACAAUUUUGAUCAGAACUGGAAUAUCAUUUUGACUAAUCAAUGGACUCUGUUUAAAGUUGACAGUGUGUAGUUGACCUCCUGACCUUUUCCUUGAGAGUAAAAUGCCUCGACAACUAUUAAAUUGAUUACCAUAAAUCUUGUUUACAGCAUUUUAUGUCUGCCUAAGGAUGAAGUGUGAAAACUUUGGUGAUUAUUUAGCCGAUUAUUAUAUACCUCGCAAAUAAGAAUGAGUAAUUACAAUCCCAUUUAGCUUAAAGGGACAUUCCGGCGUAAAAUUAUGUUAGGGUCAAACACACCAUAACACUGAGAUAGAAGAGAAUGGGUGAGUUGUGUUUAGUCUCUUUGCUAAAGAAAUCAGGCAAAGUUAAAAAAGAUGUUUGGUGGCUAGUACUGUGGCUAGGACCCUAUAUGUACUGUUGAUGAAGUUAGGUGCUGUUCUGAGCAUUAUUUGUGGCUAUAGAGUGGCGUUUUGGUUGAGGUGUGCACGUGGCUCCUGAAAGCGCUGUGUAUUGCUAUCCUGCGGUCGUUACUAAAGUUGGUAUAACUAGAGAAGCAAGCGAUUGGCAACAUUCAUCUCUCGACGGGGUGUCUAACUCUGUGUUAUGGUGUGUUUGACCCUAACUUAAUUGUACACCGGAAUAUCCCUUUAACCCUAUAAUGCCAGAAACCACAAAUUAUGGCGAGAAAAUUCAAAGUUUUUGGAGCUGAAAUGUUUAUUUUACUGAAUUAUUACUACUGAAAACCAAAAAAAUCAAAAUGUCCUUAAAAUUUGACUAAUAUGUUAAUUUAUCUCGUUUGAUACGUUAGAUGCUUUUCGAAACUGAUAAACCAUAACAGGAUAUUUUUAUCAUUUAUCGGACUGUAUUAAGGUGUGUUUUUUAGUUAUUUGUUGAUCAUAUUGAUUGAUAAAGGUAUCAUAAAAGUAUGUAUCAAAUAUGAUACAAAAGGCAAUAAAGGGUUAAGAGUGUGAGAAUUAGCAUCAUUGUUUGAAGAUGUAAAGAUAUUGAUUCUAAUAUCAAGCUCAAUGCACCAUCGUGCUGUGAUGGAUGACCUCACAUAGCCGCUGGUACAACUGAGAACUCUUUACCCUAAGAUCCAUCAUCAGAGAGCUAAAAGAUGUAGGUUGAUGUUAGUGUAGUCUCAUGGCACCCUUGGGCUUAAAUGCAGCAAUAAACGCUGUGCAGAGACUACAGGGACAGGGAAAUGUCUGACAAUACCAGCAGGUGGCGGUAGUCAGUUCUUGUUUCUGAAAACCUAGGGCUAGGGAUAAAUAAACCACUUUGUCAUAACAUUUUAACCUAACACUUGCGUUGCUCCAAAUCAUAGCUUUUACUGUAUUAAUCCAGAGUAUGUGUAAAAGUUGCAAGUUGUGAUUGCGUCAUAGGCCCUCACUUUAGAGGAAGACGGGUAAAUGCUGUGGUAAAGAACAGCAUAGUAUUGAGUAUAUUUUUGCACAGUUUCUUCUGUUCUGUUCUGAUUCUCUUUGUGUGGACAGAGAAUUGCACAGGGACUUGUCUCACUGAUGAGCUCUGAUGCCAAUUCAAAACGCUCAAUCAGAUGAAGAGUGGUCAUCAAGGGCCGGCGUGUCCUGAUGAUGAAGGACAAAUCAUAGUGAAGGGUCGAGUCUAUUUGUCUGCGUGAACAAUGAAAUAACACAAACCCCCGGUGGUUGAAAUUGGUUCAUAUCAUGCAGGUCACUCAUAUGAACAUACAGGCUUUAUGAAACGACCUCUGUUGUCUUUCAUCCUUUCACAGAGGAUGACGAUGCCACAGAUGCAGAUGAGAUGACAACAUUUGAUGGCUCCACUAUUUCCCUUUCCCUCUCUCCCAUAAUGACGCCAGCUAAGCACGGUAAUUAGCACUGAAAUUAUUAAGUGUUAAAAUGAGCGGCUUGUUUGUUUCUGUGUUUGAUGUCCCUGUGGUGUAAUGUGUAAAAGACAGCGGAGAUCUCUAAUGAAACUAAUACUGAAAUGUAUUAUUACAUCUCUGCCUGUCUGACUGCAUGUCUUCACCACAUCCCCCCUUCACUGACUUGGUUUCAUCUGUUGACAGAUGUAAUUCCCAAUGGGAAAGACCAUUUGGAAGAGCUGGAGGAGGAUCUUAGUAUUGAGGUAUCCAAGCUGAGCGUGAGCACCUCGGAUACAGUGGAAACCUCAAUCACAUCAAAUGAGAAGACAGGGGAAGCUCAGACCCCAGAGAGCCAAACCAAGUCCCCAAAGAAAAAGAAGAAGAAGUUCCGCACACCUUCAUUCCUCAAGAAGAGCAAGAAGAAGAAGGAGGAGAAGGAAAAAACUGAAGCCUGAGGGCAUUUACUGUAAAAGCAAUUAGUGUUUGGCUAGGAAACCACCUGAAUUCCAUCUGAUUAUUUCAGCUUGUUGAAGGGGAGUGAGAAAGACUAUCAUUUUACCAGAAUGUCUCCCGGGACUGUCCUUUUUACACAUCUUUCCUCAUUCACAGUUAUUAUUAUAAGUGAAAAUCUUUCUAAGGUGGUGAAAAGGAUAUAUUUCCCCUAAGAAUUAAUGACCGACCACUCCUGACGGGCUCUUCGGGAUGCCAUUAAAAACAGUGACGGUGUGGUAAUUACCCAUAUUUUUAAUGGGAUUUAAAAUGGAUGUUAUAAAACUGAAAAGUUUUGAAGGUAACAACAAAAGCAGAUUAUACUUCCUUUUUUUUUUUGCACAAUUACCUUAUUGAAUGUAUACUGAAAGCUCACAGAAUGGUUUAACAAUUUUAAGAAAGAACAAUCUCAUAAGAAGUGUAUGAGUGGUUGAACAUUUAAUACUUUUAAGAAGUUUGGCCUUAGAAGAAGUACGAUUUGUAUCAGAACUUUCCAUAGUUAUAUCAUCUGGUAAUAAUACAUGUCAGUUAAUGUUCUACGUAUUGCAAUAUAGUGUUUGAUAAAUUACUAAAGGAUUUGGUAGACUAAAUAUACUAACUCAUAUACUAAACAUUCUGUGAUAGAUAGUAAUAAUUCAUGUUUUUACAUUUACGUCAGUGAUAUUGUUCCCAUGGUUGCUGCUUUAUUGUGAUUGUGAAAAGGAAUUGACCUUGACCAAGAAAGAGCUCAGUAAAGUGAUGCUGUUUUUUCAUAGUGAUGUAGAUGGGUGGUAAAGUUUGACUUUCAAAGAAAUGACAAAUGAGAACCACUUUUUUCUGGAUGUUGGCGAUGAAAGUGCCGAGCCGGGAUCUAUGAAAGUUGAGUUUUAUGGAUGUUUUGACUAUUUUAGCCCAAAUAAUAAGUUGAUGGCAAUACGCAGUGGAAAGCCUGCCUUACAGCUACAGUCAGAGUUUGUUAUAAAGUAUAUUAGAGGACCUUUAUUUGAACAUCCCAGUCAAUAAUGUGAAUGAUUUGUUUUGAUCCAAAGGGAGUGAACUCAGUGUAAAAAGUUUGUUUUUUUGUGAAGUACUUUUGUUACACUAAACCAAAUGUUAAACAAAGAACAUAAAAUGUGAGAUUACAAUCUAACAUCAAUAUUUUAACACUUCUUUUACUAUGAUUUUUUAAUUAAACUUAAUGCAUAGUGCAUUGUGUUUACAAAAUGCAUAUACUUAGUAGUCUGUGUGCUUAGUGCUUGUGUUUCCUCUGUUGUUUACAUAGCUAUUUGUGUAGCUGGGUUUUUUUUUCUGUUGUGCUUUACAUUACAGCCUCCUCCUCCUCUCAAAGUCGGUUCUUUUAAAAUUGCCUUUUCUCUGAUGUAAUAAAAGCUGGCAUAUGCUUCCAGAGCAGUUUUA
This is a messenger RNA of Xyrichtys novacula (pearly razorfish), 25812 nucleotides long. The record is from the annotation of a GenBank genome assembly. Lineage: Eukaryota; Metazoa; Chordata; Actinopteri; Labriformes; Labridae.